CUCCAGGUGCGGGGAGGGCUGCCAUUUCCUUAGGAUAAGCCCUGCCACUUCCGGGCCCCUAAACAGUAGAGGCGAGGGUUUUGAAGUUGCCGAACGUGCAGGCCUCGGAGGCGUGCGGGUAGAGUUUGAGAGGCCGGAGGCUAGCUCUCUGCCGGCCACCCGCGCAGAGGCUUUUCCCCCUCUCCUCAACUUGUGCUCCACUUGGUUCCGCCGAGACCCACGACGGUUCCGCCCCCUUCUUCCUUGUCAUUGAUGUUGUUGUUCUUGUCAGUGCCGCAGCCCCGACCACCGGGAGCUCGAACCCGAGUCGGGGCCGCUCGGGUGGUGCGGUGGCGGCGGCAGCGGCUGCAGCAGCUGCGGCGGCUGCGGGGGCUGCUCCGAGGACUGCGGGGGCGGCCGGAAGCCGGCAGCCGGCGGCGGGGCCGGAUGGCUCUGUGCGGGCAGGCGGCGGGCGCUGCAUCUCUGCCUAGCGAGUUGAUCGUGCACAUCUUCUCGUUCUUGCCCGCGCCCGACCGGCUGCGGGCCUCGGCCUCCUGCUCGCACUGGCGCGAGUGCCUCUUCUACCCGGCACUCUGGCCCCAGCUUCGCAUCUGCCUCCGUGUCUCUCCCGCGGAGCAGCCUCGGCUCGAAUUCCUCAUGCGCAAGUGCGGCUGGUUCGUACGAGAGUUGCGCGUUGAGUUCGCCGCCGAGAACUACCUGAGCGGAGGCGGCGGCCCAGGCGACGGAGGAGGCUCGGACACCGGGACUGGAGGGGAAGACGUCGAGUCCCUGCAGCUCUCCACACGUUGGCUGGAAGUGCUGCGCACCUACUUGGAACUGGUGCUGUGCGUGCUGGUCAGCAUCCGGAACAACAGGAACCUCCAGAAGUUUAGUCUUUUUGGAGACAUAAGCGUUCUACAACAGCAAGGAAGUUUGUCAAGUACAUACCUCAGUAAGGUGGACCCUGAUGGCAAAAAAAUUAAGCAAAUUCAGCAGCUGUUUGAAGAAAUAUUGAGUAAUAGUAGGCAACUGAAAUGGCUGUCCUGUGGGUUUAUGCUGGAAAUAGUAACCCCAACUUCACUGUCAUCUCUCCCUAACUCUAUUGCCAACACAAUGGAGCACCUGAGUUUACUGGACAACAAUGUUCCUGGUAACAGCACUCUUAUCACUGCAGUUGAACUGGAGCGAUUUGUGAAUCUGCGCUCACUUGCCCUGGAUUUCUGUGACUUUACAGCUGAAAUGGCAAGAGUCUUAACUGACAGCAACCAUGUGCCUUUGCAGCGAUUGUCUCUGCUGGUCCACAAUGCUUCUGUGAUGCACAAGUCUCUAGACAACAUGCCAAAUGAUGAGCAUUGGAAAGCCCUGUUAAGAAAGAGCGCCAGUCUUCGGGUCUACAUAAUGGCAUUUGAUAUCAAGAGUGAAGAUAUGUUAAAGAUUCUGAAACCCAGUAUACCACUAGAGAGAAUUCAUUUUGAUAGCUACAUCACUUGUGUUUCAGGGGCUAUUGUUGACCUUAUAUCCAGGCAAUAUGACAAGUUCCUCACACAUUUUAUAUUGAUGAAUGAUGUAAUUGACACAUCUGGCUUUCCAGAUCUUAGUGACAACCGAAAUGAAGAUCCGUUGGUUUUGUUAGCAUGGAGGUGCACAAAACUCUCCCUUCUGGCAGUUCAUGGUUACACAGUGUGGGCACACAACCUCAUUGCCAUUGCCCGUCUUCGUGGCUCUGAUCUAAAAGUGCUUGAAGUCACCGAAGAAAGCAUUGAUUUUGACCAAGGUGAACUGGCUGACCAGGAUGUGGAUCCAGUGCAUAACCUUAUUGAGCAGGGGCCAGCACCAUGGCAUAGAAGGUAAAAGCCACCACCUGUGGUGCCAGCAUCCCAUAUGGGCAAAGGUUCAAGUUCUGGCUGCUCCACUUCCGUUCCAGCUCCCUGCUAUUGGCUUAAGCAAGCAGCAGAAGAUGGCCUAACUGCUUGGGCCCCUGAACUUAUGUGGAAGACCAGAAGAAGCUCUUGGCCUGGCUUCAGAUCUGUACAACUCCAGCCAUUGCAGCCAUUUGGAGAAUGAACCAGGAGAUGGAAGAUCUUACUCUCUGUCUCUAACUCCAUCCUUCAAAUAAAGCAAUCACUCGUUAAAAAUUAUCUAAUAUUCUUCAAAUUCCAAUACUCUUAUUAAUCUGCUUUGGACUCAGCACUUCUACAAUCUGAGAAAUUAUGUAUUUCGUCGGUCUUGGGAAAUCCUCAGCUACUAUUUCUUAGAAUGUUGCCUAUUUUGUUUUGGUGAUGGCCUUGGAUGAUUUUGUUUCUUACUAAUUUGGACCAUUUUUCAUCUUAAAGGACAAUUGUGUUCGUGCACUUUCAUCACUAUAACUGCCUAUCAUAGGCUACUCAUAAAGAAAGGAGGUUCAUUUUGGCUUACAGUUUUGGCAGUUCACAGUUCACAGUCCAGCAGAGCCCUGGUUCACCAAGAGGAUGGCCAUGCAGAGCAUGUGUAGAGAAUCCAUCACAGGGCGAGCCACGAGGCAGAGAGGGUAGGUCCAACCUGGCUUUAGUAAACAUCUUCCCAUGAAAAUACCUUGUGAGGGCACCCUCCUUGUGAACCAAGGAACAGCCCCCUACAACAAAGCCUAUGCUAAUCACAACAAUUAGAUCAAGCCCCAUCCUCCUAGCGCCACUAACCCAUUACUUUGGGGUUUAAAUAUCUGUCAUGAGUUGGGAGCCAUAUCCUGUUUAAACCAUGGCAUCCACCCCAGGUCCCCCCCAAAUUCAAGUCCUUCCCACAUACAAAACAAUAAUUCCAUCCUUGGGGCCAGCCAGCACUGUGGUGUAGUAGGUUAAGCCUCCACCUGCGGCACCAGCAUCCCAUAUGAGCACUGGUUCAUGUCCCAGCUGUUCUCUUCAGAUCCAGUUCCAUGCUUAUGGCCUGGGAAAGCAGAGGAAGCCCAAGGGCUCGGGCUCCUGCACCCACAUAGGAGACCUGGAAGAAGCUGCAGGCUCCUGGCUGCAUCCUUGCUCGGUCCUGACUGCUGUGGCCAUUAGGGGAGUGAACCAGCUGAUUGAAGACCUAUCUCUUUCUCCCUCUCCCUCUUGCUGUUGUAACUCUCCCUCUCAAAUUAAGUAAAUCUUAAAAUGAUUCCAUCCCCAAUAGUUCCAAAAUCUUAACUCUAUGCAACAUUCAAUCAGAAAUCCAGAGCCUCACUGCUGGCAUUGUGAUACCAGCUACUCUACUUCCAAGCCAGCUCCCUGGUAAUGUGCCUGGGCACAGCAACAGAAGAUGGCCUCAGUUUAAGGGCCCCUGCACCCACAAGCCUGCUGGCUGACUCAACCCUGCAGCCGUUUGGGAAGUGAACCCAUGGAUGGAAGAGCUCGCUCGCUCGCUCGCUCGCUCUCUCUGCCUCUACAUUCUAAUUCUGCCUUUUCAAAUAAAUCUAAGAAAGAAAAGAAAAAAAAAAGGAUCCAUCUGGAAAACACUGUGGCAAAGUCUAGCUACCAGAGGGCUUGGGCAGUCCCACUCCUACCACUUUGCUAGUCACAGCCUAGUCACAGCCCAUACCUCAGCCCCCACAGUUUAGUCUUGUCUACAGCUCCACUAGCACUGCCCUAGUACAGACUCUCUGUGGCAGCCCUGACUCCAAAUUUGCACAUGGCACAGCCCUAGUAGAGGCUUUGUCCAUCCACCACCCCCCCCUCCAAGCCAAAAGUGUCCACUUGAGCCCCAGUGCUGUCUGAUUCCUUUGAAAUCUAGGUGGAGGCUUCCACGCCUAUACAGCUCCGAGGUCUCUGCCCACACAGCUGCUGGGUGGGGCUGCAUGCUACUGUCUGUGGCUUUCCCAGGCUUGCCUGGAACAGUGCAGCUUUCCACAGUGGGCAUCUCAUGUUGCUGGUAUCUCUGCCUCUGUCAGGUCUCUAUUUCAGCUCCACUCCCACAGUCCAUUGGCAUUGCCCCAUCAGAGGCCCAUACAGGGCUCAGAACCCUGCGGCACAAGUCUGCCUGGCCUCCCAAGCUUUCCUUCGCCAUCUCGGUGGAGGCUGCCAUGACUGACUCUCGCCUUCUGCGUGCCUGCAAAGCCAGCUUCACAUGGACACUGCUGCCGUUGUCAACCGUCAACAGCCAUCUGAAGGCCCUCUCCCCCUAAUUCUGCACCUUCCCUGAAUCCUUCUGAGGUGUUCUUAAUAAUUCCAUAUUGGAGUCUGCUGCUUAGAGCACUUACCACAAUAAGGAUUGAAAAAAAGUCUCACCUGUGAUGUACCACAUUGUGAUUUUCAGGACACUAAUGGUUAAAAAUAUAUCUUUUUUCUUUAAAAAAAAAAAAAAAAACUUUUUUUUUCCAUUGGAAAGGCAGCGUGAGAGAGAGAAGAGGAGAGACGGAAAGAAAGCUUCCAUCUGCUGGUUCACCCCCCAAGCAGCCACAACAGCCCGGGCUGGGCCACGCUGAAGCCAGGAGCCUGGAAUUCCAUCCAGGUCUUCCACACAGGUGGCAAGGGCCCAAGCACUUGUACCAUCUUCUGCUGCUUUCCCAGGCCCAUGAGCAGGGACGUGGAACCGGUGCUCAUGGGUUAUGCUGGUGUCACAGGCUCCCACUUAACCCACUACGACACCAUACCAGUCCCAUCUUUAACCAUUUCAAUAGGAAAAAGCCUACCAACAAUGGUAACAUAAUCAAAUUCCCUACAUACUUCUCAUCAGAAACAAAUGUUAAAACAUAAUUUAAGGGCUGGCGCUGUGGCAUAGUGAGCUAAGUCUCCGCCUACAAAGCUGGCAUCCCAUUUGGGUGCCAAUUUGUAUCCUUGCUGCUCCUCUUCCCAUCCAGCUCUCUGCUUAUGGCCUGGGAAAGCAGCAGAGGAUAGCCCAAGUGCUUCAAGUGCUUGGGUCCCUGCACCUGCAUGGGGAGACCUGGAGGAAGCUCCUGGCUCCUGGCUCCUGGCUCCUGGCUUCAAACCAGCUCAGCUCCAGCCAUUGUGGCCAUUUGGAGAGUGAGCCAACAGAUGGAAGACCUUUCUCUCUCUCUCCCUCUCUCUGUCAAUAAGUGUACCUCUCAAAUAAAUAAAAUCAUAAAAAUACAUGUUAAUUAAUAUUAAUAUGUUCCAAAUGCUGACCUAGAAUUCUAUAUCCAGAAAAAACAUAACAAAAAAUUUGAGGGAAUGAAACUAUCAGACAUCAAAGGAUUCAUAAAUUUUACAUUUCACACGUACAUUUUUAAAAAAUUACUUGAAGGGCUGGUGCUGUGGCACAGCAAGUUAAAGCCCUGGCCUGAAGCGCCAGCAUCCCAUAUGGAUGGUGGUUCUAGUCCCGGCUGUUCCUCUUCCAUUCCAGCUCUCUGCUAUGUAUGGUCUCAGAAAGCAGUAGAAGAUGGCCCAAGUCCUUGGGCCCCUGCACCCAGGUGGGAGACCCAGAAGCAGCUCCUGGCUCCUGACGUCGGAUCAGCUCAGCUCUGGCUGUUGCAGCCAUUUGGGGAGUGAACCAGGGGAUGGAAGACUGACUCUCUUUCCCCCUCUCUCUCUCCCUCCCUCUCCCCUUCUCUCUCCCCCUCUCUCCCUUUGUCUCUCUGUAGCUCUGCCUUUCAAAUAAAUAAAUCUUUUAAAAAAAUUACUUGAGGGGCCAGUAUUCUGGUGCAGCAGGUUAAGCUCCUUCCUGCAACACAUGCAUCCCAUAUGAGCACCAGUCUGAGUCCCAGCUGCCCUGCUUCCAAUCCAGCUCCCUGCUCAUGUGCCUUAGAAAGCAGCAGAAGAUGGCCCAAGUGCUUGGGCCCCUUCCACCAAUGUUGAAGAUGCAGAUGGACUUCCAGGCUCCUGGUUUAGGCCCGGCCCAGCCAGAGCUGUUGUGGCCAUUUGGGGAGUAAACCAGCAGAUGGAAGAUCUGUGUGUCUCCCUCUAACUCUGCUUUAAAAAAUAAUAAUAAUAAUUUAAAAGUGAAUUUGAGGGGCUGGUGCUGUGGCUCAGCAGGUUAAAGCCCCAGUCUGCAGUGCUGGCAUCUCAUAAGGGCUCCAAUUCAAGUCCUGGCUGCUCCACUUCCAAUCCAGUUCUCUGCUAUGGCUGGGGAAGCAGUAGAAUAUGGCCCAAGUUCUUGGGCCCCUGCACCUGCAUCAGAGACCUGGAAAAAGCUCCAGGCUUCUGGCUUUGGAUCGGCCCAGCUCCGACCGUUGCAUCCAUUUGGGAAGUGAAUCAGCGGGUAGAAGACUCUCUCUCUCUACCUCUCUCUUAGUGUAUUAAGCUAAGCCUCUGUGUGUGUUGCCAGCAUCCCAUAUGGACAUCAGUUCUACUCCUGGCUGCUCCUCUUCCAAUCCAGCUCUCUGCUAUGGCCUGGGAGAGCAGCAGAAGAUGGCCCAAGUGCUUGGGACCCUGCACCCGCAUGGAAGGCCUGGAAAAAGCUCCUGGCUCCUGGCUUCAGAUCAGCUCAGCCUACCAUUGCAGCCAUUUGGGGAGUGAACCAGCAGAUGGAAUACCUCUGUCUCUCCCUCUCUCUCUAACUCUGCCUUUCAAAUAAUUAAAAAAAAAAAAUACAAACCUGAUUUAGGGGAACACUCUAUAAAACACUCCAUAAAAAUACUGAUUGAAUCCAGAGCUCAAAAUGAUAACACACUGCCUCAGCACAGUUAUUGUAAAUCUCAAAAUUCCCACAAAAAUGUAUCUUACAAAUGGAGAGGAAAAACAAAACUAUACAAGUCAACCAUUGAGUUAACUAUGAUUAAAAUUCUAAAAUUCAACACUACAUAAUAUCUUUGUUUUCUUCAAAUUAUGAUCAAUUUGUCUUUUACUUUCAAAAAUUUAUGUUUAUUUGAGAAGCACAGAUACAGGGAGAGAGAGGCAGACAAAAACUAACAGACAACAGAGCCCCAUUUUCUGGUUCAUUCCCCAAAUGCCCACAAAUGCUAGGACUGGGACAGGGCUACAGCAAGAAGCCAGAAUUCAAUCCAGGUCUCCCACAUGGCUAGCAGAAACUCACGUUUGAGCCAUCACCACUGCCUCUAGAGUCUGCAUUAGCAGCAAGCUGGAGUCCGGAGUUGGAGCUAGGUAUCAAACCCAGGUACUUGGGGGCCAACGCCAGGGCACAGUGUGUUAAAGCCCUAGCCUGCAGCGCUGGCAUCCCAUAUGGGUACCAGUUCAAGUCCUAGCUGCUCCACUUCCAAUCCCGUUCCCUGCUAAUAUGCCUGGGAAAGCAGCAGAAAAUGGCCCAAGCCCUUGGACCUCUGAACACACACGGGAGACCCAGAACAAACUCCUGGCCUGAUAGGCUCAACUCCAGCCAUUGCAGCCACUUGAGCAGUGAACCAGCAGAUGGAAGACUGACCUACCUACCUACCUACCUACCUCUCGCUCUCUCUCUCUCUUUUAAAUAAAAUGAAUCUUAAAAAAAAAGCUAGGUAUUCCAAUAUGAGACAGAGGAGUGUGUGUGUGUGUGUGUUUAUGAUUUAUUCAUUUAUUUGAAAGAGUUACACAGAGAGAGAAGGAAAAGCAAUGAGGUCUUCCAUCUGCUGGUUCACUCCCAAAUGGCCGCAAUGGCCAGGGCUGAGCCAGGCUGAAACCAGAAGCUUCAUUUGGGUUUCCCACGUGGGUGGCCGGGGACCAAGCACUGGGCCAUCUUCUGCUGCUUUCCCAGGCACAUUAGCAGACAGCUAGAUCAGAAGUGGAGCAGCUAGGACAUGAACCGACAGCCCAUAUGGGAUACUGGCAUCGCAGCCAGCAGGUUUACCCACUACGCUGCAACACUGACCCUGAUGCAGGAGUCUCAACCACCGUUUUACCCAUUAGGGCAAGCAUCCAUCCCUCAUUUUUGACUCUGAAAAGUGUAUUAAGGUGUGCCUUUAUACCACUCAUGUCUAUUUUCAAGAAGCAAGACACAUAUUUUGUAACAUAACUGAAAUCAGAAAGACCCAAAUAAAGCUUUAGUUUUGAACUUCAAAUGUACUGACACAAGAAAAAAAACAAAUAAUGGAAUUGUAUUUAUGGGAAAACUAACUAAUUUUAUUAUUAUGGAUGCCCAACAAGUCUUUAAAUCAGUUAAAAUUUAUUUGAUUAAGCAUAAAGUUACGUUCACAUUUCUCUACAACCAUAGUAAACACAGUUCUUGGCCUAAAGAUAUAGCCUUUGGAAUUUAAAACAUCCCCAACCGCAAUAUUACAUAUAUAAAACUCCCACUGUUUAUGUAAUAGUGGAUUAAUCAAAUUAAAAUAAUUAUACUAUCUAGAGCAAAAUAAAAUGAAAAUAAUUUACUCAUAAGAUUCAUAUUUAAAUCAUCUUUAUUUACAAAAUGCUAUCCUGAGAAUUAUAAUUCCAUUAGGCUUCAAUUUGAGCGGAAGUACAAUCACUUAAGUAACAGCGGUUACUUAAACUGAAAAGGUGAGAUAGGUCAAGAUCGCUUCUGGAGAGAUCAGAAAUAGCAUCAGGUUUCUUGCUGUGGCUCUGGGUGUUCAGCAGCAGGCUCGUCUGAAGGAGGAAUCGGCCCUGCGGGGAACUCACUUCUGUUUUCAGGAUGUGGGGGUGGGGGGAGAAACCCAGCUCUUGGGGGAAGGUAAUAAGGAUAACCCCUCGGAGAAUACACAUUUCUCACUGUUCAAAGAAAGUGGUAAAAGAGAUUUUUUAACUUAAAGAACCUGUAUAUCGCAGCCCCAACAAUUCACUCCCAACACUUAUUUUUACAUUCAAAAAUGGACCAGAAUAAUACCUUAAUAUAACAAACUAAUUUGUAUAAUACUAAGAAAAAUGUAUCCUCUUACAUAUAAUUAAAGGAAACAUCAUUAAUUUUAGACAUGAUUUUUUUCCAUAUUACUUUUUAAAACAAAGAGGAUUAUAUCAAAAAUAUACAGAACUUACCUUAAAAAAACUUCAUGUAACAUAAUUCUCACCAGAAUUAAAAUUAUGCUAAAACACUUUCAAUUAUAUCAAAAAUUGUAUCUUAAAAUGUCCCAAACAAAAUUCAUUUUAAUUCACCUUAAACUUCAAAAGCAGAGGAAGAAUGAGGUGAGAAAUGGCAUCCUAUAAGACAAUUAAUAGGCUUUUGCCCAAUAUUUGUUAAAUAUUUAUUAUGCAGGAACCUGUAUUUCUCAAUGGUAAAAUAUGGACAUAAAAGCAAUAAAUUAUAUAUUUUUCUUAUGUGAAGCUAUUAAAGUAGUUCAAUAUAUUCAUCAAACAGACAAAACAUGAUAAAUACAUCUUAGGUUUUAAAUAAGUAGGACUACAAGGGAAACUACUUGUAAAAUACUCUUAAAAAUACUUUAACCAAUAAUUUUAUUGCUAAUAUAAACUAUGAUAAUUUUAAGUAACAGCCACAAUAACCUGUUUCUAUCAAAUGAUACACAAAUAAUUUUAGUCUUAAUAUAAGGCUGCAACAAAAAGCCAGUGAGUUUCUUUACUACUAAGAUAACUCAUGUUGACAGCCAGUACAGUCUACUGAUGGCUGGCUACCUUCCCAAUUUGGAAAAGUAAUGGUAUACUCACAGACCAUUAGAAAAAAUUUUUUUCUUUCACUGUAUUACUAUAUGAAUCAAUAGUAAAAUCAGCAUCUCUGAUUUACUGUAUGAAACACUAAGGUUUAAAGGAAAAAAAAAAGCAUACUUGCAAAUGGAGGAGGUGGUGGGCCAGGAACAGGGAAAUCCCUUGGUGGAAAAAAAUCUCUGGGAACGCCAUACACACUUCCUGGAGGACGGGGCGGGAAAGGAGGUCCUCUUCUCAUGAACGGAUCCACUGGUAACAAUGGCCCUCUGAUCGGAGGAGGAGGGGGAGGGAAAAAGCCAGGGCGAGCUGCUUCACCUUCAGCAGGAGCAGAUGAAUCAGGCACAUUUAGCUUCUGUAACAAAGUGACAUAUGGCAGUCACCAACACAACUACAAAAUUUGCAACAGUUUUCCUGAAAAUCUUAGGCUCAGAAGAAAGCACCUAGGCACCUAGCCAGAAGCAGUCCUUGACAGAGCUUUCCAGGUAAACAUAUCAGCUACCACUAAUAUUUUAUAAAAUCAACAGAAAACAGUUUUAAUCAACAAAGCAACAGUCUGGGUAAAGAUAAACACAAACAGUCUAAGAGUAGCAAAAUGUACAUUUUUCAAGCAUAUACUAAAAAAAAGCAAAACAGUUUAGUUUACAUUUUCCAGGUGACCUAAGUUAAAAUUGUAAAGGUAUAAUAUCAAAAAUAUACUUUAAAAUAUUCAAAAAUAAUCCAAGGGGGAAUAUAAAAAAUCUUGCUAAACUAACACACUAACUUAAACCACCAUUAUGCGAGUUGUACUUUACCACCACAGGUUAUAAUUCAGAAAAGAAACAGAUUUAAACAGAAAACUAAUUAUUAGCCACAUUUCUAUUCUAGUAAACAAGAGAUGAGAAAGCUCCUGAGUACACAGGAAAACUUCCACUUUGAAUACUUACGCCAAGAUUGUCUUUGGUAUCAUUUCUACUAGAUUCCAUUUCUGAAGACACUGUCCCAUCUAGAUAGACAUAAAAGUUGAACCAUGAAAAAUGUGUUUUAUCAUUUCAUUGCUAGAAUAUUUCUAGAUCACAAGGGACACUGGUAUUUUCCCACCUUCUGUUGGCACAUAAACCACCUUGACCCCAGCAUCCUAUAUUAGGUCUUGUUCUUAUGAACAUCUGAAGGCACCUGGAAAUUCUGUUAAACUCAGUUCUACGACAGGAUGAAGCAGUGCUUUGUUUCUCCAGUUCGUCCCUAUCAGUCCGGCUCCAGCAUCAGAAAGAGCUGUCUAGAAGGUAGCACUCCUCUCCUUCCUUCCAAUCUUCUCUCCCUUUCUCCCCCUCUUCCUUCUUUAUUCUUCCAUCAGUUAAUACAGACUAACCUUUAGCCAUUGUUUAUAGAUAAAUGUUCCCAGACUGUAUUAUCAGAAACUGCUCAGUCCCUGAGGACAUAAAUUCAGACAACCUUCUUCUCUCUCACCACAACUAUCCGUCGUCUCUUAGCUUUCUCAUGUAAUCACUCUCACUACACCUGUUCUUGGAUGUCAAUGGGGCCUUUCUUCACUUCUCUACCAAAUUCAUCAGUCCAGCCAAUCCACAUCCUUGCUCUAUGGGUCAUUUUUCAUUUGUACUUGACAACAUCCCAAGCCUAGAUUAAUCUAAAUCUCUGCUUCAACUUUACCUGUACCUGAGACACUUGGCCCUGCUAUAGAGGUUUAAAAAAAAAAAAAUCCAUGAAGAUUGGCAGCAUUCAAACUAACAGACACCACCAUACUAUACUUCCAAAUGCACAACACCUUCUCUUCAUCUCUGCCUUGUAAGCUGGCUUCCUCUUCAGCAAUGUCAAACAUUCAUUCUCCUUAAACCCUACUACACUCAUCACUUAGAAACUCCCUUUUUUGGGGGGCUGGGACUAUGGCUCAGCAGGUUAAAGGCACGGCCUGCAGCAUCAACAUCCCAUAUUGACCCUGGUUCGAAUCCCAGCUGCUCCACUUCCAAUCCAGGUCCCUGCUAAUGCACCUGGGAAAGCAAUGGAGGAUGGCCCAAGUGCUUGGGCCCCUGCACUCAUGUAGGAGACCCGGAAGAAGCUCCUGUCUUCUGGCCCAGUCCUGGCUGUUGUGGCCAUUUGGGGAGUGAACUAGCAGAUGGAAGAUUUCUUUCUCUGUCUCUCCUUCUCUCUCUAACUCUACCUUUCAAAUAAAUAAAUAAAUCUUAACAAUAACAAAAAAAGAAACUCCCUUUUUUAACUGAAUACUAUUUUUAACAUUUUUAAUUUACAUUAUAGUCAAAGGCUUAAUGUUCACUAAUUCAACAAAGAAACUACUAUGAACAACUACAUGCUAACAAAUUGGAAACUCUCAAAGAAAUGGAUAAAUUCCUGGACACAACCUACCAAGAUUAAAUCAAGAAGACAUAGAAAAUAUGAACAGGCCCAUGACAAGCAAAGACAUUGAAGCAGUAACUAAUAGUCUCCCAUCAAGGAAUAGUCCAGGAUUUGAUGGCUUUACUACUAGAUUCUACAAAACAUUUAAAGAGUAACUAACUUUUUGUUAACAAGCACACAAAGGUACUGCAACUAUAUUCCUAUGACCUUUCCUGCUAUUAUUAUGGAAAAGGAUCCUUUAGACAACCAAUGAUUUGUACUCAGAAUCCUGGACUCAGCUUCCUCAAGGACUUUCCUCUCUCCCUGUAGGUUCCCUCCUCUCUUUCUGCUAGAUCCAAAUGUUUCCUGAUUAUUUAUCCAUUAUGUCACAUCAUCCUAUAUACAGGAUGCCUAUAAAACUUAAUUGAGCAAUAAAUAUACUGCUUAUGGUAACUCUGAAAUAAAUACUUUGUCAGUGAAAUAAAAUUCUCAGAAUUGAAAAGCUGUUACUUGGUUAAAAAAUGAAACUCUGCCUCCAGCUACUCUCUGAUCCACCAUCAAGAACUGUCACACACACACACACACACACACACACACACACACGGUGGUCUCCCAUUCUGUCCUCAUUUGCAAUCUAUUUGCAACAUCCACUGCUUCACUGAAAUUAUCUUCCCCCAAGAUGAAAAUGUCUCUAUGUGUACUCAAUUACAAUAGGCACUUCCAGUUCGUAUUUUACAUUACAGUGAUCCCUUCUUUGUGGUUUUACUUUCGAGUUUCCGUUACUCAUUGGCUUUAGUUAUCCACUGACAACCUUGGUCAGAAUCUAUUAAAUGGAAAACGCCAGAAAUAAACAACUGACAAAUGCUAAGUUGCACACUGUUCCGAGUAGCACGAUAAAACCUCACCAUCCUCCUCAGUCCCACUGGGAGUGUAUCAGCCCUCUAUUCAGCGUAUCCAUGCUGCAUCUGAUACCGCACCAGUAACUACUUAGUAACCAUCAGCUGUCACAGUGUCACAGUGUUUGUGUUCAAAUAACUGAUGCAAGGCAGCAUCAAUCCAUAAAACAUGGAAGGAGACAGAUUAACUCUGGUACCGUGAGGUAAUGCUGCAUGGUGUACUGGGGGAUAUGUUACAUAAGGUUCAGUACUACCUAUGGUUGCAGGCAUCCAUAAGGGCUCCCGGAACAUUUCCCCCUGGAUAUGAGAGAACUACAGUACUUCCCACCACUGCUGACCACCCCCUUCAUUUUCAAAUAUUCCUGGCCUUCAGCUUCCAUGGAAGGACGCUUCCUUCUCUCUACCCUUCCUUUCUGUUGCUUCUCAACCUCCAUGGUGACUGCAACUGAUAACAUCCCCCGAAUUCUGCACUUGGCCCUAAUCUCAACUCACCUCCUUCAAAAAUCUUAUCUACGCCUAUAACUUUUGUUAGAUUUAUACUGCUAAUGAUUCCUACCCCUUUAAUUCAGACCCAGAUAUGACUACCAAGACCUUGUGGCUUGACCUUGCCUCCUUGAAUAUUCAUGCAGGUGUAUCACAUCUGCCACUAAUUUUAUCCAUUCAAAAUAAAACUUAAAAUCUUCCUGGUGAACUUGCUCCAUGUUCCUUAUCUCAGAGCAGUGAAUGGCAUCUGUAUUUACCCAGGUUGUGACAGCCAAGAACCUUGGCAACAGACAAUACCCCUACCCAUAUCCCAUAUCCCUUCAAUCCUGAAUCCUCUAAAUUCUCUAUUUUCUAUGUCUAUUAACAUCCACCCUAUUCACUGUCACCAUAUCACUCAUCGAGAUUCCUGCCAUAAUUUCCUAAAAAGUUAUACUGCCUCAUGUCCUCUAUUCUAAUCUCCAUAAUGUAACCACAGAAAUGUAUCUAAAAAUGCAGAUCUUACUAUAUCUCCACUAAUCUUUUGUGUAUUCCCAUUAUCCUGAUAACAAGUUCCGCAUUUCUGAACAUGAUUCAGAAGCCCUUGUAAAAAUCUAUAUAAUCAGGGCAAGUGCUGUGGUACAGUAGGCUAAGACUCUGCACGCAGUGCCAGCAUCCCAUAUGAAUGCCAGUUCAAGUCCCGGCUGCUCCACUUCUGAUCCAGCUCUCUGCUAUGGCCUGGGAAAGCAAUGGAAGAUGGCCCAAGUGCUUGGGCCCCUGCACCAGUAUGGGAGACCCGGAAGAAGCUUCUGGCUCCUGGCUUCGGAUCGGCACAGUUCUGGCUGUUGCAAACAUUUCAAGAGUAAACCAGAGGAUGGAAGACCUUUCUGUCUCUCAAAUGAAUAAAUAAUAUUUUUUAAAAGUCUAUAGAUACAAAACUUUGAGGAUUCUAAGAUGGUGGAUUAGGGAAUGAUGUACUGUGCUAGGCAAGGGAUAAACAGUAAAAAAAAAAAAAAAAUGUAGAGGAAAUAGUCUACAUUGGAAGUUCUACAAAAGAAGAGGAAUGCUGUGCACCUGUGUGGAAACUGCAGACACACAGGAUGAACACAGACACAACACAAACUGCAACAGCCAAGAGCCAGAGCAGGCGGCAGCUUAGAGAUGAGGUUAAGACCAGACUACAGUAACUCGUGGUGAUACAGCCAGAGGGAGAGCCUGGGUGAAAGUCUGGACUGGAGCCCUAGGGGCUAGCACUUACUAGUGAUUACCCAUGGACCCAGUGGAAGUAAAAGGCGCACAUUUAUCUCGCCCCAUCCUCCCCACAAUGGCGUCUGCUGCCCUGCUGAGAAAGGGCACUGCGGAAGCCUUUGUGAAUGCGCUGCAACUGGCUGAGACAGAACACCAUCUUCUUGGCAGUACUGGAGGGGAGAGGGCUGCAUUUAGCUAGUGGCUCUUAGAUACACAUGUGAUCCAGAGGUUCUAGCAGAGAGAAAGAUCCACAGUCCCCACCGACUUUGAGCCUGGCUGGAGGACUGACAGGUGGCUGGGCACCCACCUAGGACUGUGAGGUGCCCCCAGCCUCCCAAUACACCACAGGCUCUGGAGCUCAAUCUGCCUAGGCAGAGCUGGCUCAGGGAACAGCUGCCUCUCUGCUGACGGGUCAGGCUGGCAGCGCAGAGCGGAACCUCUGCACCCAGCAACUGUAGGAACCUCAGUGCUGAGACCGUGGAGAUUCGGUGUCUACAUGAGAGGGUGUGCAGGGGAUAGCUGGGUCCCUGGGGAAUCACUGAAGGUAGCUCCACAUGCUUGGAGCUUCUUGGUUGCCUGGGAUGGGUCACUGCAGCAGGAACUGUGCUCAGGGUGAGGACUGCACAGAUCAUUUGUACAGACAUACAGAAACGCAGAUGAGUGCUGAACUCAUUGGGGGCUAACACAAGGGCAUUGCUCAGCCUGGAGGAGAGGGGGUGAUCACACCAACAGAUGUGACCAUUUCCCCCCUUUCUGUUAACAAGAGGAGAUCUAUCACACUCAACUUGGGUGUCACCCUGGAUACUCGUCCCACCUGAAGCACCGACUAGAGCUCCCUGACCACACCCACCACAUACCUCUUGGUAGGCACUGAGAGUGCAGUAAGCCACAGAGGCAUUGUUCAAAGAUAAAAGCCAUCAGAGUGAAAAACCAACAAGAAACUCCACAAAUGUUUAAAAAUAAACCCAGAAAUUCAAGAAUAAGGAAGACACCAUGAAUUCCUCCAAAGGAACACAGCAUUUCAAUAUUGCAGUGUGAAGAUGAAAGGAUUGAAAAAAUGCCAGAAAUAGAAUUCCAAAGAUUAAUCAUAGGAUUACUCAAAAGCAAUCAGAAACAAGCCACAAACUAAAGAAAAACAUACAUGCCAUGAAUGAAAAUUUUCCCAUGAAGUUGAGAUUUUAAAGAGAAAUCAAAUGAACUAUUAGAAAUGAAGAAUUCGGGCCGGCGCCGCGGCUCACUAGCCUAAUCCUCCGCCUAGCGGAGCCGGCACACAGGGUUCUAGUCCCGGUCAGGGCGCCGGAUUCUGUCCCGGUUGCCCCUCUUCCAGGCCAGCCCUCUGCUGUGGCCAGGGAGUGCAGUGGAGGAUGGCCCAGGUGCUUGGGCCCUGCACCCCAUGGGAGACCAGGAGAAGCACCUGGCUCCUGCCAUCAGAUCAGCGCGGUGCGCCGGCCGCGGCGGCCAUUGGAGGGUGAACCAACGGCAAAGGAAGACCUUUAUCUCUGUCUCUCUCUCUCACUGUCCACUCUGCCUGUCAAAAAAAAAAAAAAAAAAAGAAAUGAAGAA
This is a messenger RNA of Oryctolagus cuniculus (rabbit), 15898 nucleotides long. The record is from RefSeq and is a predicted model, not a curated record. Lineage: Eukaryota; Metazoa; Chordata; Mammalia; Lagomorpha; Leporidae.